GACCUUCCCGAAUCAAUAACAAAAAAAAAACAUAAAUUUAAUAAAAAAAAGCAAUCGGAGAAAUGGCAAGCACGGUGAUGACAACACUGUCACUGCCUCAGUUCAAUGGUCUGAGACCAAACAGGAUCUCUGCAUGUCCGGUCCAAGGCCUGGUAACAGUUCAACCAAUGGGACGCAAGGGAAACGGCGCUUUGGGCGCAAGAUGUGACUUCAUUGGUUCACCCACAAAUUUGAUAAUGGUGACGUCGACGAGCCUGAUGCUGUUCGCCGGGAGAUUCGGGCUUGCUCCGUCUGCCAAUAGGAAAGCGACAGCUGGACUAAAACUCGAGGGACGUGACUCGGGCCUUCAAACGGGUGACCCGGCCGGGUUCACACUCGCUGACACGUUGGCAUGUGGGACCGUCGGACACAUCAUCGGGGUCGGGGUCGUUCUCGGUCUUAAAAACAUCGGUGCUCUGUAAUUAUUCAUUAUAAUGUUCUUUUAUAAAAACUCUAUGGAAUGUAAUUUAUCUUUCAUGUUAAUUUUUUUUAGAUU
Molecule: messenger RNA, 535 nt
Organism: Tarenaya hassleriana
Lineage: Eukaryota; Viridiplantae; Streptophyta; Magnoliopsida; Brassicales; Cleomaceae
Product: photosystem I reaction center subunit psaK, chloroplastic
Exons: 3
Coding region: 63-461 (132 amino acids)
Biological process (GO): photosynthesis
Cellular component (GO): membrane; photosystem I
Source: RefSeq, a predicted model, not a curated record